Messenger RNA from Cladocopium goreaui, 3209 nucleotides. The record is from the annotation of a GenBank genome assembly. NCBI's taxonomy places the organism in Eukaryota, Dinophyceae, Suessiales, Symbiodiniaceae.
AUGCCACCAGGGCGCUUGGCAGUCAAGCAUGUCUCUGAAGAUUCCUUUGGAGCAGAGCAUGGUGUUUCUGAAGGAGAUGUCCUGCUUCGAGUAGGCAAAGAUGAACUAGUGAGCCUGGAUGAUUUGAGUGCCGAUGGCUUCAAAGGCUUUCUGAAGGAUCGACCGCUGCGAUUGGAGUUUCAAUCUUCUGCAACAUCAGAUCAAACUGGGACUUCGCAGCUGGAACCAAAAUUGGAACUGCCAGAACAUGAACAGAAAGCAUUGGCAAGUGAAGACGCGAUCAAAAACGAGCCCCAAGGAAGGGUUUUUGAGAUAGUUGCAGAUGAUUCUGUUGGCAAGUUGGGCAUUUCCUUCAAUGGCAUGCCACCAGGGCGCUUGGCAGUCAAGCAUGUCUCUGAAGAUUCCUUUGGAGCAGAGCAUGGUGUUUCUGAAGGAGAUGUCCUGCUUCGAGUAGGCAAAGAUGAACUAGUGAGCCUGGAUGAUUUGAGUGCCGAUGGCUUCAAAGGCUUUCUGAAGGAUCGACCGCUGCGAUUGGAGUUUCAAUCUUCCAAUGCUGGUGAUAUUUCAACGGAAGCAAAAGGCCAGUCAAAGGUUGUUCCAACAGAAGCUACAACACCUCCAGCAGAAGCCAGUUUGAUGGCAGAGGCAGCUGGCAAAGACACUGCGACUACACCUGAAGAUAUGCAAUCCUUUGCGGCAACAAAAGCAGGCGCUGAACAUACUGACGCAACAGGCCAGUCAGAGGUUGUUCCAACAGAAGCUACAACACCUCUAGCAGAAGCCAGUUUGAUGGCAGAGGCAGCUGGCAAAGACACUGCAACUACACCUGAAGAUAUGCAAUCCUCUGCGGCAACAAAAGCAGGCGCUGAACAUACUGAUGCAACAGGCCAGUCAGAGGUUGUUCCAACAGAACCUACGUCUCCAGCAGAAGCCAGUUUGAUGGCAGAGGCAGCUCGCAAAGACGCUGAGACUACACCUGAAGAUAUGCAAUCCUCUGCAGCAACAAAAGCAGGCGCUGAACAUACUGACGCAAUAAGCCAGUCAGAGGUUGUUCCAACAGAAGCUACAACACCUCCAGCAGAAGCCAGUUUGAUGGCAGAGGCAGCUGGCAAAGACACUGGGACUACACCUGAGGAUGUGCAAGGUUCUGCAGCAACACAAGCAGGCGCUGAACAUACUUACGCAGCAGGCCAGUCAGAGGUUGUUCCAACAGAAGCUACAACACCUCCAGCAGAAGCCAGUUUGAUGGCAGAGGCAGCUGGCAAAGACACUGCGACUACACCUGAAGAUAUGCAAUCCUUUGCGGCAACAAAAGCAGGCGCUCAACAUACUGAUGCAACAGGCCAGUCAGAGGUUGUUCCAACAGAACCAGAAGCCAGUUUGAUGGCAGAGGCAGCUGGCAAAGACACUGGGACUAAAGCUGAGGAUGUGCAAUCCUCUGCAGCAACAAAAGCAGGCACUGAACAUACUGACGCAACAGGCCAGUCAGAGGUUGUUCCAACAGAAGCUACAACACCUCCAGCAGAAGCCAGUUUGAUGGCAGAGGCAGCUGGCAAAGACACUGCGACUACACCUGAAGAUAUGCAAUCCUUUGCGGCAACAAAAGCAACUGAUGCAACAGGCCAGUCAGAGGUUGUUCCAACAGAAGCUACAACACCUCCAGCAGAAGCCAGUUUGAUGGCAGAGGCAGCUGGCAAAGACACUGGGACUACACCUGAGGAUGUGCAAUCCUUUGCAGCAACAAAAGCAGGCGCUGAACAUACUGACGCAACAGGCCAAUCAGAGGUUGUUCCAACAGAAGCUACAACACCUCCAGCAGAAGCCACUUUGAUGGCAGAGGCAGCUGGCAAAGACACUGGGACUACACCUGAGGAUGUGCAAUCCUUUGUAGCAACAAACGCAGGCGCUGAACAUACUGACGCAACAGGCCAGUCAGAGGUUGUUCCAACAGAACCUACGUCUCCAGCAGAAGCCACUUUGAUGGCAGAGGCAGCUCGCAAAGACACUGAGACUACACCUGAAGAUAUGCAAUCCUCUGCAGCAACAAAAGCAGGCAUUGAACAUACUGACGCAACAGGCCAAUCAGAGGUUGUUCCAACAGAAGCUACAACACCUCCAGCAGAAGCCAGUUUGAUGGCAGAGGCAGCUGGCAAAGACACUGCGACUACACCUGAAGAUAUGCAAUCCUCUGCAGCGACAAAAGCAGGUGCUGAACAUACUGAUGCAGCAGGCCAGUCAGAGGUUGUUCCAACCGAAGCUACAACACCUCCAGCAGAAGCCAGUUUGAUGGCAGAGGCAGCUGGCAAAGACACUGGGACUACACCUGAGGAUGUGCAAUCCUCUGCAGCGACAAAAGCAGGUGCUGAACAUACUGAUGCAGCAGGCCAGUCAGAGGUUGUUCCAACCGAAGCUACAACACGUCCAGCAGAAGCCAGUUUGAUGGCAGAGGCAGCUGGCAAAGACACUGGGACUACACCUGAGGAUGUGCAAUCCUUUGUAGCAACAAACGCAGGCGCUGAACAUACUGACGCAACAGGCCAGUCAGAGGUUGUUCCAACAGAACCUACACCUCCAGCAGAAGACAAUUUUUUGGGAUACCCAUUAGGACAAGGUCUGGUGGAGGAUGCAGAGAGGACCAUUAAAAAGCUUCGCAAACAACUUGAAGAGGCGCAACAAGUUGCUGCAGAAGCAUCUGCCGCUUUGAAGAUGUCACAGGCCUCGUCAGCUACCUCUACAAACUCAUCUCAGCUGCACGCCCAACUCGCAGAGGCACUCAGCGAUAGAGAGCGUUUGAAUGAUGAGCUGGGCACAGAGCAGAGGCUCAGGAAGCGGGCUGUUGAUGAAUUGGAGAAGAAGAAUGCAGUACCACUUCCAGCAGUGUACGGGCAGGUGAAGCAACUGCAACGUGAGCUGAACAUGUCAGAACUGGCUUUGCGCGGCCUUCAGCGGCGAAACGUGGAGAAGGAGACACCAGCACCUUCGGCAGAGUCCAGGCUUCUGCGAACGGAAUACAAGGCCGAGAUAGCUGCAGCAAAGCGCUAUCGCGCAGCAGCAAGACAGCCACCAGCACCACCUGAGCCCACCAGUUUGCAGAGGGCAGAGGCUGCUGCAGCACGUGGUAUGCGCAGAAUGAAGAGUGCAGGGAGGGAUGGGAGGAGCGAGAUGAAGGAGGUGAAAAACGAACGCGUCACUUCGUUACCAAGGUCAAG